AAGGUCUAACGUGUAACUGCAUGAAGCUGUCAACGUCCGCAGAGUGAAACCAAGUUCGUGUUUACAUCCCGUGGGGAGCCUCGAAUGCAAUAUCCUGCGCACGAGUGGGGGAGUGGGAGGGUCUAAGAAGAAGAAGAAACAGAAGAAGAAGAAGAAGAAGAGGGUGAGGGGUGACACGCCGCCGAAACUUGAUCCCGCUUUGGGCCCUUUAAAGGAAGAUGGGUCUGCUACUCAAUGAAAGCCGGGAGGAGCAUGUGUGUGCGUGCACACAUACGCACACACACACACACGCACGCGCACACGCACGCCAGGCAAUUGAGGGGGCUGCCGGGAGCUCCAUCAAAAACGGGGAAGAAUGAAUGAGAGGACGGAGGCGAGCCCGGUGGACGUUGGGAACGUGGGACUGUGAGUGGAGUCAAGCAGGCAAAAAGUCCGAGGGAAAUCGUGGCCAUGGCCGACGUGCUGGAGGGCGGCGCUGCUGCGGGACGCGUGGGAGCCUCCGGCGUGGAUUGGCAGAAGCGCUGCGUGGCUCUGGAGAUGCAGCUGCUGAGGUUCCGACUCCAAGCGGGGAAAAUCCGGGAGCUGCUAGCCGAGAAGAUGCAGGAGUUGGAGCAGCGGGUGAUCGAGGCCGACCAGCGUGCCGAGAGCGCGGAGAAACAGAUCCACACCAUGGAGGAAAAACUCAAGUCGGCAAAUGUCCAAAGCAGAGGGUCCGAAAGCUUAUUGAACAGGAAGUAUCAAGACCUGAGCGCCCGGGUCCAAGAAAAAGAUGCCACCAUCAAGAGAUUAGAGAUACAGCUCGAAAAACAGAUCGUAGUCAGAGCCCAGGAGGCGAAAAUCAUUGAGGAGAAGGCGGCCAAGAUUAAAGACUGGGUGACGAUAAAGCUCCGAGAGCUGGAGCAAGAGAACCAGCAGCUUCAAGAGGCCAACGGGAAGCAGACGCAGCAGAUCAGGUUGCUGCAGGACAAACUACAAGCUCUUUUAGAGAAACCGGUCACGUAUCCCGCUGGAUCGCCCGUAAGCUCCCCCAGGGCAGACGUCCACCCGGGACCUGGCAGUCCCCCGUUUCCUCAUAGCGGUCGCGGUACGUCACCCUCAUCAGAUGACAGCAGGAGCCCGGCGGUCGCCCGCGGAGCCGCCAAAAACUUGCCAACGGAUUUGAAAAGAUCUCCAGAACUCACCCGUAAAGGGAUUUGCAAAGGCUGCAUUCCAACCCCCAAUCCUCACUCACAAGGCCAAAGCAGGAAGAACCCCGGACCAGAACCCGUCAGCUGCUCCGAGGGUAAAGACAACUCGGACAAACUGAACAGCAAGUUCGGCUCCCAGUGCCUUCACUCGUCCUCGUCAUCUUCGUCUUCUUCCUCAGCGUACGAGAUGGCCCAAGCACCCCCCGGCUCCUCAAAGUCUCCCCCCCGGCACGCUCCCCAAAGCUCAUCUGUGCCACGUUCGCCCUCUACAAACAACCCCUUUCCACGUGCCGAGAGCGCGGAGAAACAGAUCCACACCAUGGAGGAAAAACUCAAGUCGGCAAAUGUCCAAAGCAGAGGGUCCGAAAGCUUAUUGAACAGGAAGUAUCAAGACCUGAGCGCCCGGGUCCAAGAAAAAGAUGCCACCAUCAAGAGAUUAGAGAUACAGCUCGAAAAACAGAUCGUAGUCAGAGCCCAGGAGGCGAAAAUCAUUGAGGAGAAGGCGGCCAAGAUUAAAGACUGGGUGACGAUAAAGCUCCGAGAGCUGGAGCAAGAGAACCAGCAGCUUCAAGAGGCCAACGGGAAGCAGACGCAGCAGAUCAGGUUGCUGCAGGACAAACUACAAGCUCUUUUAGAGAAACCGGUCACGUAUCCCGCUGGAUCGCCCGUAAGCUCCCCCAGGGCAGACGUCCACCCGGGACCUGGCAGUCCCCCGUUUCCUCAUAGCGGUCGCGGUACGUCACCCUCAUCAGAUGACAGCAGGAGCCCGGCGGUCGCCCGCGGAGCCGCCAAAAACUUGCCAACGGAUUUGAAAAGAUCUCCAGAACUCACCCGUAAAGGGAUUUGCAAAGGCUGCAUUCCAACCCCCAAUCCUCACUCACAAGGCCAAAGCAGGAAGAACCCCGGACCAGAACCCGUCAGCUGCUCCGAGGGUAAAGACAACUCGGACAAACUGAACAGCAAGUUCGGCUCCCAGUGCCUUCACUCGUCCUCGUCAUCUUCGUCUUCUUCCUCAGCGUACGAGAUGGCCCAAGCACCCCCCGGCUCCUCAAAGUCUCCCCCCCGGCACGCUCCCCAAAGCUCAUCUGUGCCACGUUCGCCCUCUACAAACAACCCCUUUCCAAAUCCCGCCCAGGCAGCGGCUCCCCAGUCAGGCGCCAGCCUGACUUUACCCAAGAUCCGGACUCCGCUCACACCCCGGGACAGCAUCCAGCUGGUGAAGAAGCACUUCAGCCAGCCCCAGCACAGCCUGGACCGACUCCACCAGCUAGUCAGCAUCGACAUCAUGACGCCCUUGUCCACUUGCUCCACCCUUACCGCCAGCACGUCGCCCUUCUCCCAGCCCGUCGAGGAAACGGACAUUGACGACAAGUUCCCAGAUAGCAUGGACGGCGUAGUGGAAGGGUCUGGAUCGGAGGAGCCCACGCAGCGGGACGGGCUCCCUCUUGCGGGUCACUCGGAGGAAUUAGAGAGAUUGGAAGCUGACGUUCCAAAACCACCGACGCCUCCCUUACAUCGCUUCCCUUCGUGGGAGAGUCGAAUCUACGCCGUGGCCAAGGCUGGAAUGAGAGUAUCUGAGUCGUCUCCUGGAGCCAGGUGCCCCGGUCGAGGGUCCAUCUUGCCCCUGUGCCCAGCGGCCAGUCCAUUUGCGCAGCUGAUUUACAAGAACAUCAGCGUUCCGGUGUACACCACACUUAAAGGGAAAGCCACUCAGAUCAGCGCGGUGCCUCUGUGGGAUAACGACGAUUCGAGUUCCGAGGACGACAGCGGCUCCCUCGCCAGCUUGCGCACCUCCAUGCUGAGUCCAGACAAGCGGGGCGGCGUCCCCGGGAGUCCCCGUGCUGUCAAGAGAGGUGUGUCCAUGUCGUCCAUCAGCUCAGAGAGUGACUACGCCAUCCCACCCGACGCCUGCUCCCUGGACAGUGACUAUUCGGAACCAGAACACAAAGUCCAGAGGACCUCGUCCUACUCCUGUGAGAGCACCGGGCCUGAGACGCUGGAGAAAUGCGGCUACCUUCUGAAGAUGAGCAGUCAGGUGAAGGCGUGGAAACGUCGCUGGUUUAUCCUGAGGAACGGAGAGAUCCUCUACUAUAAAUCUCCUUUUGUAAUAUUAUGUAAAAUUACUUUAUUUAAAAGCACCCUGCAUUUUUUUGUCCUGACAUAUUUCCAGUUGGUUACGGAGAAGAAGACUUUCUACCUGACGGCGGAUUCACCCAACAUUCUGGAGGAGUGGAUCCGAGUUUUGCAGAACAUCCUAAAAGUUCAGGCCAGCAGCCCAGUCAGUGUGGAGCCCACCUCUGCCAAGCCCACUGUGACAGGCUGGCUCACUAAGGUCAAACAUGGGCAUUCCAAGCUGGUGUGGUGCCGUUUGGUCGGAAAGGUCUUCUACUACUAUCGCAACCAGGAAGACAAGCUGCCCUUGGGCCAGCUGCAGCUGCGCUCGGCGUCCGUCCAGGAAGUGGACCGCUCGUGCGACUCAGACGAGGACUACGAGGCGGGCGUCCGCGGCGGCUUCCUGUCGUCACACUGCACCCUGGUGCUGAAGCCCGCCAACCAGAGCCCCUCGUACCUCCUCGUCGGCACCAAACAGGAAACGGACGCAUGGUUGUACCACUUGUGCGUGGCGGCGGGAAGUGGCGGGAACCUGAAGGUGGGCACCGAGUGCGAGCAGCUCAUCGGUAAACUGCUGGACGCAGACGGAGAUGCAGAAUGCAGCCUGUGGCAGAGCGACGCCCUGAGCUUCUCCAAGGAAGGUCUGCGCUCGCCGCUCACCACGUUGCCCUCGGACGCCCUGCAGACAGAAGCGCUCAAGCUCUUCAAGUCAUGCCAGCUGUUCAUCAACGUGCUUGUGGAGUCUCCGUGCGUGGACUACCACACGUCGCUGGCGCAGAACGCCCUGCAAGUGUGCCUGUCACACCCGGAGCUGCACAACGAGAUGUACUGCCAACUCAUCAAGCAGACCAACCGCCGCACGCCGCACAACUACUCCGUCACGCAGUGUUGGCAGCUGCUGUCGUUGUGCGUGGCGCUCUUCCUUCCCCAGCAGCACUUCCUCUGGUACCUCAGGCAGCACCUGCGUCGAAAUGCCGAACCCAGUAGCGACGUGGGCAAGUACGCAGUGUAUUGCCAGCGCUCCCUGGAACGAACGCUGCACAACGGCGAGCGGGAGGCCAAACCGUCACGCAUGGAGAUCGUCUCCAUCCUUCUGAGAAACCCCUACCACCAUUCGCUGCCCUUCAGCAUCCCCGUGCACUUUAUGAACAACACUUACCAGGUGGUGGGUUUUGAUGGCUCCACCACUGUGGAGGAGUUCCUCAACACUCUGAACCAGAGGAUAGGCAUGCGGAGUCCUCAGCUGUCCGGCUUUGCGCUCUUUACCGAUGACCCGUCCGGAAAAGACCUGGAGCACUGUUUGCUGCCCACUGCCAAGAUUUGUGACGUUAUUUCCAAGUGGGAGCAGGCCCUCAAGGAGCAGCACCCGGGGAAGAAUGAGGGCACGCGGAUUGUACGGUUAACUUACAAGAACAGGCUUUGCUUCCGCUCUCAGGUUAAGGGUGAGACGGAGCGCGAACGCCUCCUGCUGGCCCAUCAGGUAAAUGACAACGUGCAGCAGGGCCACUUUCCCGUCAACAAAGAGCUGGCGCUGGAGGUGGCUGCCCUCAUGGCGCAGGUGGAACACGGCGAUCUGGAGCGAACGGCCGCCGCCCCUCCCUCAGCCUCCACACCCGCUUCGCCUCAGCCCAAGUCUCAGCUGCUGCUCCUGCAGGCAUUGGAGCGCUUUUACCCCAAACGCUACAAACACAAUUGCAGCGCCGAGCAGCUCAGGGAGCUGAGCGAGCGUUUGUCGGCCAGGUGGUCCAUGCUACGCGGCUGCAGCGCGGCCGAGUGCGUGAGAAUUUACUUGACGGUGGCGCGCGGGUGGACCCUGUUUGGGGCCAAACUCUUCAGUGUCAAGGCUGUGCCCCCCGCACCUCACGAGCAAGGCCCGGCCUGGUUGGCCGUCAACGAGGACGGGCUAUGUGUGUUGGACUACGCCAUGCACACGCUGGCCUCGUACUCUUACCAGUCGGUGGUUACCUUUGGCGGCUGCUGCGACGACUUCCUGCUGGUAGCCAGUCAGCAGACGGAGUCAGGAUGCGGGAAGAAGAGCGUGGAGAAGCUGCUGUUCGCCAUGGCCAAACCAAAGAUCCUGGAGUUGACUCUGCUCAUGGCCAGCUACAUGAACCACUGGACCCCGGGGGCUCCACCCAAUACCUCCCAGGAGCCCCAAGCGCACUGGGAUGCGAAUACCCGCCACUUCCCCACCAUGAACUACACCACCAAGGUCCCCACGCUACUCUGAUCGCCGUGGCUAAAAGUGCCUAGCUCAAGUUUCUUUUAUUUAUCUUUAGCCUGCUAACUAAUGAAAAUGUGUUACUAAGGAACAAUCAUUCGGUAAGAUAGAUAAUAAGUUACAAUCAACGGCUUUCCCACUUCAUGGUUAUUGUGACAGAAAAGUAGAUUCUAUGAGGUACUUUUUCUUAUUCUUUUGUCUUUAUUAGUCUUCCUCAGGCCUAUGGGACAAAAUUCAUUCUCCAUCAUGGAUUUUAGUUUCCUGAAAUCAAAAUUAGUCUUUUUUUUUUUGUACCACGAGUUGCAACAAAACGGAAGAGACACAACCUGUCCCAGAGACACAGAAAAACAAUGACCAACUGGGGGAUACAGAACGGGAGUUCACCUGUAACAACGUGCCAUUUCCCCCCAUCCUUUAGAUUGUGCUUUGUCCGAUGAUGACUUUUUUUGUGGAUAUUAACAGACAAAAAUGUGGCCUUUUUAUUUGCUCCGGUACCCCUGAUGACUAACAAGGUGUCUGACUCAAUGCUGCCCCCAACUGGACAUGUAGAAUGUUACACAAUUUUUCUUUUUUAAUUGCGACGUGUGCAUUAAAAUGGGACAGAACCACUAACGACGUAUAUAGCGGCUAACAUGUCUAGCAUUUUGCUAAUUUUACAGGAACUAACUUAACGCUGAAAAAAAAACAAAAAAACAUAUUGCUCUUUGAACCGCUGUCUUGUUAGUGGACCAACGUUAAUUUAUUAUUGUUGCCAAAACAUUGUUUUUUAAAAAAUGUUUG
This is a messenger RNA of Hippocampus comes (tiger tail seahorse), 6300 nucleotides long. RefSeq names its product pleckstrin homology domain containing, family H (with MyTH4 domain) member 1 (gene plekhh1). NCBI's taxonomy places the organism in Eukaryota, Metazoa, Chordata, Actinopteri, Syngnathiformes, Syngnathidae. The record is from RefSeq and is a predicted model, not a curated record. Gene Ontology annotation, cellular component: cytoskeleton.